UCUCCUUCAAGUAAUUCCUUCCAUACAAUUUAUUCUGUUUUUCUCAAUUGGUACCUAUAUUGUAUUUAUUUUUCCGUAUCAAUGUAUUAAUUUUCUUUAAUAUUGUCUUAUCUUCUUGCAGUUUAGUUAUUUUUUAGUACAGUAUAUUAUGUAUAAACUGUAUGCAGUGGAAUUUGAAAUAAAUUGAAUAAAACUGAAACUGAAAAACAGACGAGACGAAACUGAAACUGAAACUAAGAAGAAAUCAGAAAGAUUAGUUAAUCGUUGCAACAACAACAACAACACUGUAUUUGGUUGCGGAAGAAGAAAGAUGGCGGGUGGAAGGGUGACAUUCUCUGGUUUGAUGGACGCUGAUGGCGACCUCAGCGAGGAAGAUCUUCUAGAGAUGGCGUUACAAGAAGACGCUGAGUUCUCCAGAACCCAGAGCAGCAAAAGAGAGGCAAAGCCAAAUCUUUUUGAUUGGAACCAGGAUGAUGAAGAAAGAGAAAGCCAUAAUAUGAAGUCACUUUCCAACAAACUUUUUGAAAUUGACCCAACUGACCUCUGUGAUGCCAGAGAGUUUCUUAAAAAGUCAAAAUUUGACCCAUCAGAUGGAAAAGCUUCUGAUGAGAUUGUGGGUGAGGCAUGGGGAGGUGAAAAAUAUAGUUUAAAAGGAAAAGCUUUGCAAAUUGAUAAAGCACAACCAAAGCAAAUGGCAUCGGUUGCUUCAUCAGCAAGAGUAAGGUCAGGUUCUUCUGGAGCAACAAACUCUGGGUCAUUUUCUAGCAAGGCUAGUAGCACAAGACCCAGCAUAACUAAAGAUGUGAGAGGUGCUACAGCUGCAGUUGACAAAAGCAAAAUUUCUGCUGGGAGUUGGUCUUCAGAACAAGUAAAAGAUUUAAAUGAUGUUAUCUCGAAUGAGCCUCAGAUAUCUGCAAAGGAAUACGAUAAAGUGAAGCAAGAGCUACGACAAUGCAAGAGCAUGAUUGAGUCAAUGAAAAGUGACAGAUGGAAGUCAGUUUCACCUCAGGAGACAGUGAAAAGGUUGAUACUAAGCAAGCCAUAUUCAUUGGAGUUUUACAAGUCAUUACCAGAAAAAGUGGAAUUGCUUGACUAUGCUUUAAAGUAUCACGACGGAAACGCAAUAACUGCGAUAGUCCUGUUUUUGAAGAGAACGCUAAGACCAGAUCUCUUUGCGAAGCAGCUCAAACGAAAGCCCGAAGCCUUAAAUCACUUCAUCCGUUAUCUUGAAGCAACUGGUGAAUGGAGAACUCUCAUGGAUUUGUACAAGCAGCUGUAUAAGAAUGAAGAUGCAGCAAUGCUUUAUUAUCAUUAUAUUACGAAAUUAGAGGAUCCAGGAGCCAAGCUGCAGGAAAUUGAAAAGUGGCAAAGGGAUAACAGAAACAUACAAGGGUUAGCUGAAAUUCAAGCUUGUGUGGAGGAGGAAAGAAAAGUUAUCGAACUGCAAAUGAAAAUAGAGAAGGAAGACCAAGAUGCUGAGAAAUCAGGGAAGAAUGUUAUGCUGCGUUAUCACCCACGUGCAGCAACAGUUUUGUUGCAGCCAUUAUCGACAACAUUGUAUUACUGUGCCAUGUACCAUUUCGAAAAGCCAACAGACGAGUUUCACCCGACGGCGGUAAAGAAGAAUUUCAAGCUGACAGACAAGCAGUAUGAAUGGUCAGUUUUGCCUGCGCGAGCAAAGUUUCAUAAAUGGACUGAUGUAUCCGAAAUUCUGACGACAACGGGUUGGCUGCGUAAAAGGAGCGAGAAAAGUGUGAUUGGUUUUGACAAAGUAACAGAAAUUUUACGCAAAAAUGCAGCACCUGGUGAAAUUAUCGAAAAAUACGUUCGGUUGAUAGAUAACCCGGAAUCAAGGCUUAAAAUGGCGUCGGCCUGCAAAUGUCACGAUGUAGCAAUAGAUACAAUCAUUGUUAUGAAAGAUAAACAGAAGUUAGAACAAUAUGCUGAAAAUGUGAAAUUUGACGAAAAAUAUCGACGAAGAAUCUACAAUCUUCUAAAUGAUGGCAGCAUCAAAUGGAGGUAGAAGGCUUGCCAAAGGCUUGUCCACGUAAGCUUUUGAAAAUGGAGUAAAUGGAGGACUGGAGGUAGGCAAGGCGCCUUCAUAGUCUAGGAAGACAAAAACCAAAUUAAUUCGAAUCAAAAAUCAAAAAUCAAAACAAGGAGCGAUGUUGCCUACUGAGAUCAUUGAACAGUUCUCUCGCAAACUUCAAUUAAAAUAGACCGGAGAGCCAGAUUUGUUCGAGGAAAAGUCGAAGCGAGAGAGUGACUUUGUGGCAAAGUAUUUUGUCAUCGUUGAAUUUGAUCAUUCAACUUCAAGUCCUUUUUGGAGCUUCAUCACAAAAUGAUUAAUGAAAUGCGUAGUACAGAACUAAAUAGCACGUGUGUUAACCAUUUUAAAGAGAUUUCAAUUUUCAUUUGUAAUUUAUUUAUAUAAACAAUUUGUUUUUGUGAUAGAGGUUUUUU
Molecule: messenger RNA, 2463 nt
Organism: Rhopilema esculentum
Lineage: Eukaryota; Metazoa; Cnidaria; Scyphozoa; Rhizostomeae; Rhizostomatidae
Product: spermatogenesis-defective protein 39 homolog
Biological process (GO): intracellular protein transport; vacuolar transport
Cellular component (GO): cytoplasm
Source: RefSeq, a predicted model, not a curated record